Colletotrichum siamense is the source of this 360-nucleotide messenger RNA. RefSeq lists its product as uncharacterized. Lineage: Eukaryota; Fungi; Ascomycota; Sordariomycetes; Glomerellales; Glomerellaceae. The transcript has 2 exons. The record is from RefSeq and is a predicted model, not a curated record. Bases 1 to 360 code for a protein of 119 amino acids.
AUGACGGCGCAGGAGCCCGGGCCCUCGAAGAACCCCGCUGCACCCACCGAGAGCUCUGCCUCCGAGACGGAAAGCAGCUCCCAAGACUUGAGGAACCAGGUCGCGGCGCAGCAGCAACAGCAGGGAGUUCGUCGUCGGGAGGGGCGGCAGCGGCAGGUGUACGAGUACCAGCAGGGAGAAGACGGGUCCACCGCGCAGCAGGUUGCGCCGCAGAACGGGCAGCAGGUGCAGGGCAAAGGCAAGGGGGCGCCUUCGGUGCGGCUUGAUAUGGAUCUUGAUGUCGAUAUUGAGCUGAAGGCUAAGAUCCAGGGCGAUUUGACAUUAUCGAUACUGGGAGGAAACCAGGAGAAGAAGAAAUGA